Messenger RNA from Ipomoea triloba (trilobed morning glory), 3389 nucleotides. RefSeq names its product receptor-like kinase TMK4. NCBI's taxonomy places the organism in Eukaryota, Viridiplantae, Streptophyta, Magnoliopsida, Solanales, Convolvulaceae. Gene Ontology annotation, molecular function: ATP binding; protein binding; protein kinase activity. Bases 199 to 2991 code for a protein of 930 amino acids. The record is from RefSeq and is a predicted model, not a curated record. Gene Ontology annotation, biological process: protein phosphorylation. The transcript has 2 exons.
UUCAUCCAGUUCAUACGCAGCUGUCUUACUAACCAUAAUAUCCUCUUUCGAACAUCACUACAAGCACUCAACAAUUUAUUACAAAAUUUCCAAAUUGUAAUUAAGCAAUCGGUUUUCUUCUUCUCCAAACAAGCCGAGUAACUCUUCCGCCCCACCGAUUAUAUGCUUCUCCCAACGCCCUAGAUCCCACCAUUCCCCAUGGCCUCCACCGCAUCACCUCCACUCCAUCUCUCCCUCUUCAUCUUCAUAACCUUCAUCUCCGUCGCCUUCUCCGACGAUGCCGCCGUCAUGUCCAAGCUCCUCGCCGCCCUCUCUCCGCCUCCUUCCGGCUGGUCCGCCUCCGCGCCCUUCUGCACUUGGACUAACGUGAACUGCGACAAGGCUACCGGCAACGUCGUCUCCAUUAACCUCGACUCUAAGUCCGUCUCCGGCACCCUCCCUUCCGAUAUCACCCGUCUUUCCAGUCUUCAAACUCUUUCCGUCCAGAAAAACUCCCUCGCCGGAGAGUUGCCGUCGUUCGCUAAUAUGUCUAACCUCCAGCAGCUCUACCUGGACAACAAUCAGUUCAGCUCAGUCCCCCAAGAUUUCCUCUUAGGUCUACCCAAGUUGCAGACAUUCAGCAUUUCCGAAAACGGAAAUCUCGGCCCUUGGCAAAUCCCUACUUACUUGACCGCAAGCACGAAUUUGAACUCUUUCUAUGCUAGUAAUGCAAGUAUCUUCGGUUCUAUUCCCGAUUUCUUCGAUUCCUUCCCGAAUCUCCAGAACUUCAGAUUAUCUUACAAUAAUUUCACCGGGUCGCUUCCUAGAUCGUUAGCCAACUCGGAGAUCCAAAAUCUAUGGCUGAAUAACCAGAAGCAAGGCCUUACUGGGACUAUCGACGUGCUUUCCUCCAUGACUCAGCUCUCCCAAGUAUGGCUUCACGCCAAUGCCUUUUCCGGCCCCAUUCCUGACCUUUCCAAAUGCACAAAUCUGUUUGAUUUGCAGCUCAGGGAUAACCAGUUCACCGGGGUUAUUCCGGAUUCUUUGAUGUCUCUUCCCAAUUUACAGAACAUUACUCUCCAGAACAACAAAUUACAAGGCCCUAAGCCUCAGUUUAGAGAUGGGGUUUCGGCCACUCUUGGCCCUAUAAACAGCUUCUGUAAGGACACCCCUGGUCCGUGUGAUCCGCAGGUCACUACCCUACUUGCUGUGGCCGGCGGUCUAGGGUAUCCGAUCUCCCUUGCCGAUUCUUGGGAAGGGAAUGAUGCUUGUAAUCAAUGGACAUUCGUUAAUUGUGAUCCACAGCAGCAGAAUGUGAUUACUGUAAAUCUUGGAAGGCAGCAUUUUCCAGGUACUAUUUCGCCUGCCUUUGCCAACUUGACUGCUCUGAGGAAUUUGUAUUUGAAUGAUAAUAACCUUACUGGUUCCAUUCCGGAGAGCUUGACUACUUUGCCUAAGCUUCAAGUCCUUGAUGUGACUAACAACAACUUGUCUGGGCCUAUACCUGUAUUUCCAUCUUCUGUGAAGUUUAGUUAUGGUGGUAACUUAUUGCUUGGGAAGAAUGGGACUAGUGGGGGUGGGGGUGGUGGAUCACCCGGGGGGUCGAAUUCGAGGGAACCUAGUGGGAGUCCUUCUCACGGGUCAAGUGGAUCCUCGGUUUCACCGGGUAUGAUUGCAGGUGUGGUUAUAGCUGUGAUUAUUUUUGUUCUAGUUGUGUUGUUCGUGUCUUACAAGUGCUACAUGAAGCGGCGCCAUAAGAGGUUUGGGAGGGUUGAGAGCCCUGAGAAGAGCAACCAGAUGGUUAAGACUAGUGUGGUGGGGGGUGUGACCGGUGUUAGUGGAUAUGCUGGAGUCCCAAACGAGUUGCAGAGCCAGAGCAGUGGUGAUCACAGUGAGAUCCCGGUUUUUGAAGGUGGGAAUGUUACUAUUUCAAUUCAAGUUCUUCGACAAGUGACCAACAAUUUCAGCGAGGAUAAUGUGUUGGGAAGAGGAGGAUUUGGUGUUGUUUACAAGGGUGAAUUACACGAUGGCACUAAGAUUGCUGUGAAAAGGAUGGAAGGCGGGGCGAUGGGCACGAAAGGAAUGAAAGAGUUCCAAGCAGAAAUUGCAGUCCUUACUAAAGUUAGGCACCGGCAUUUAGUUGCCCUCCUUGGUUAUUGUAUUAAUGGCAACGAGAGGCUUUUGGUGUAUGAGUAUAUGCCACAGGGCACUUUAAGCCAACAUCUAUUCGAAUGGCAGGAGCACGGCUUCCAACCUCUGACUUGGACGCAAAGGGUAACAAUAGCAUUGGACGUGGCAAGGGGAGUGGAAUAUCUGCAUAGCUUGGCACAACAAAGUUUCAUACACAGAGAUCUAAAACCCUCUAAUAUUCUGCUUGGUGAUGACAUGAGAGCGAAAGUUGCAGAUUUUGGGUUGGUAAAAAAUGCACCUGACGGGAAAUAUUCAGUGGAGACACGACUGGCUGGAACAUUUGGGUAUCUUGCACCCGAAUAUGCUGCUACUGGACGAGUCACAACAAAAGUGGAUGUUUAUGCAUUUGGAGUUGUCUUAAUGGAGAUAAUCACGGGUAGAAAAGCACUUGAUGAGACCAUGCCAGAUGAAAGGUCGCACCUUGUCACGUGGUUUCGCAGGGUCCUUAUCAACAAAGACAAUCUCCGAAAGGCUAUUGACCCGAACCUUGACCCUGAUGAUGAAACUUACGAGAGCAUCUCUAAGGUGGCUGAGUUGGCUGGUCACUGCACUGCACGUGAGCCGUUUCAGAGACCUGAAAUGGGCCAUGCUGUCAAUGUCCUUGGUCCGCUGGUUGAACAGUGGAAGCCUUCUAGACCUGAAGAAGAUGAAAGCUACGGUAUUGAUCUCCAUAUGAGCCUCCCUCAAGCCCUUCAAAGAUGGCAAGCGGAUGAAGGAACUUCCAGAAUGUUCGAUGAUUUCUCAUACAGUCAAUCACAGUCGAGCAUUCCCUCAAAACCAUCCGGAUUCGCAGAUUCUUUUAACUCGACAGAUUGUAGGUGAAACAAAUCAAUCCCAAGUUACAUUCAAAGGGAAGAAGCACUACAAUCAUGAUUGAAUCAAGAAGUCAAAGAAGCCCCUGAAUGGUUUGCUUCAUUUUGCAUCGCCAAGAGUAUGUUCAUUUGGCACAUCCUAUGUCAACAUAUUCAUGACUUUAAUCUUUUUCUUGCCAUCCCCAGUUUGAACCGAAGCGAAUUAUUAGAAGUCCUGGGGGUUUUGUCUGAUUCACUAUCGUCGCAGAUUGCUCGAGGGAUGAUGUUGUGAGAAACAGGAAAGGACUUCCAGUUUUGCUUUUCUUUCUGAGGAAACAGAAACAUGUACCAAAUUCUUUUUCACCUAAAACACUCUAUGUAAAUAUAUUUUGAAUUCUUGAGCUAAAACUGCAAUGUUUCUCCUCCUUA